This is a messenger RNA of Miscanthus lutarioriparius, 429 nucleotides long. Lineage: Eukaryota; Viridiplantae; Streptophyta; Magnoliopsida; Poales; Poaceae. The record is from the annotation of a GenBank genome assembly.
AUGGCCUGGAUGAGCUCCCUGAAACCGGCCGCCGCUCUCGUCCUGCAGCUCCGACGCGCGCCGACUGCUGCUGCUGCUGCUGCACCGGCGCUGCUACGCCGUCACAUCGCGACCUCCACGACGCGGCCGCACGGCGGUGACGUCGACGGUGAUGGCAGAGACGACAGCGGCGGCCGCGUGAUAGAUAACCCGCCGCCGGAGAUGGCGCCGCUGCCCGAGGACGCGCGCCGCCGCAGACGCCGCCGAGGCUUGGGGAGCCGGACCCCGCCGGCCCGCCGCUGCCGACGACGUCUAAGGACAAGCUUGGGGGCGGCGCCAUGCACGACGGAGGGAGGCGAAGGCGCAGGCGCGCCCGGGCGCAUGCCGGACAACGCCCCGCCGCCCGACGUGGAGCUGCCCGAGGUCUCCCCGGACGGCAGAAACGUGUAG